This is a messenger RNA of Cordyceps fumosorosea ARSEF 2679, 555 nucleotides long. RefSeq lists its product as hypothetical. The coding region runs from base 1 to 555 and encodes 184 amino acids. The record is from RefSeq and is a predicted model, not a curated record. NCBI's taxonomy places the organism in Eukaryota, Fungi, Ascomycota, Sordariomycetes, Hypocreales, Cordycipitaceae. The transcript has a single exon.
AUGCUCUCCACCGCCACCGCCUCCCGCAUCGCCCGCCGGCAACUUCCCUCCCCGCGACACCGGCAAGGCCUUCACCCUCAUGGUCAACGUCACCGACCUCGCCUGGAACCUCGUCCGCUCCUCCCCAUGCACCAGACCUUCCUGACCGUGCUGCACCGCGACCCCUCCCGCAACUACAUCGGCGUCGCCCACAACAGCGGCCACCCGGCCACCUUCUUCAUCAACGGCACCGACGCCGAGGCCGCCCGCGGUGACACCCGCAUGCUCGCCGAGGUCGGCGAGCCCGGCAUUCCCUUCAGCACGCAGUUCACGCCGGUCAACGGGCACUUCGUCAACCAGGUUGGCGAGCUCAACGCGGGCCCGUCGGGGGAGCGCGUCACGGUCACCUCGGCGGACCCGGCGUCCAGCGUGUCGCUGUCCAGCCCGGGCCUGUGCGUGCAGGAGGUGGACGGCGAGCAGCACCCGGUGCUGCACAUCUUCUACGUCGGCAACGACCAUGAGCGCAUCCCCAAGGAGUGCGUGCCGGUCAACCUCAUCCCCCAGUGCGCCGAGUAG